Messenger RNA from Meira miltonrushii, 609 nucleotides. RefSeq lists its product as uncharacterized. The transcript is spliced from 2 exons. NCBI's taxonomy places the organism in Eukaryota, Fungi, Basidiomycota, Exobasidiomycetes, Exobasidiales, Brachybasidiaceae. Bases 1 to 531 code for a protein of 176 amino acids. The record is from RefSeq and is a predicted model, not a curated record.
AUGUCUGUCAGAUGGACUUCCAAUGGCGGUAGAUACGAUGUUGCUGUGGCAUUUUACGAAAGGAGACGAAGAUUGGUGGAAGUGCGGACAAUCUAUCAGGAGAGAUGGAUCACACGUAUCCUCUCAAAGGAGACAUACAAGUUUACGGAGAGCAUUCACAUUUGCAGAUCUGUUCCCAUUUCACUUCCAACGCAAGAAUUGGACCAAUUGAAUGAGGAAGAACAAAGUGUAUGGAAUAUGGCAGAAGAACAGACAAAGAGGAACAAUGAGAGUCAUGCAAAGGGGAGCCAUGAGAAUAGCAGGCACAUGCACAGGGUCAAGAUGGUGUCAUCAUCUCACAGAUCAGCUCCAUCGAGAGGAUAUGGCAUAGAUUCGUUAGGCUACUGGGCUUCAUCUCGACCCUCUUCGUACACCUUCCGACCAGCUGUCAAGUGCCAAGAAGGACAAAAGGCCGUCACGCACAACGCGGCGGACAGCAAAACCGACUCAUCACCAUCUAUGGUCCACUCAAAUCGGGACGCAGGAACAUAAUCGUUACUGUGAACGAUUGUGGCACGACCAGCCUUCUACGGUUGGAGAGGUGGAGUUUGAACGAUGGUGAAUAGCAGG